Molecule: messenger RNA, 1215 nt
Organism: Dipodomys ordii (Ord's kangaroo rat)
Lineage: Eukaryota; Metazoa; Chordata; Mammalia; Rodentia; Heteromyidae
Gene: Ccdc63
Product: coiled-coil domain containing 63
Exons: 8
Coding region: 4-1215 (403 amino acids)
Biological process (GO): cilium movement; outer dynein arm assembly
Cellular component (GO): axoneme
Source: RefSeq, a predicted model, not a curated record
GUGAUGUGUGGAGGCAAACCUGAAAAUCCCACCCGGCACGUUGGCUCGUUAUUGGAGAGCGCCUGCUUGGGCGUGUGGAAGGAAAUCCAGAGUCUGAAAGCAGAACACGAGGAACUCAUGCUGAUGCUGAGUCUCCUCAAGUCCUCGAAAAAUGUCCACCUAAACCAGAAAAACUACGUGGAGCUGCGCUUCCUGAUGCAGACCAAGCAGGACUAUGAGACCCUGAUCAGCUCCAUGAAGAUGCUGCUGGCUGAACUGGACGACAAGAUUGUUCAGAUGGAAAGGAAAAUCACAAACCAAAAACAGAUCUUCAUGAAAAUGCAAGAGUCUAAUAGCCCCCGGAAACUGCAAAAACAGAUCCACGUUUUGGAAAUGCGUCUGAAUUUCGUACCUCUCAAGAUCAGGAAGCACGGCAAGCAGAGCAAGGGCGAGAGCUUCGAGAGCUACGAGGUGGCGCACCUGCGCCUGCUCAAGUUCACCUCGAAUGGAGACCUCAACCAGCUCAUCGAGGACUUCAUGGCCAAGGAGGAGAAGAACUUCGCUCGGUUCACUUACCUCACGGAGCUCAACAAUGACAUGGAGAUGGUGCAGAAGAAGACGCAGCAGAUCCAGGACGCCAUCAUCCAACUGCGGUCUCAGCAACAGAUAGACCAGGAUGACAGCCAGCUGGCGCUGAAGCAGAUGGAGGAGAAGGUGAAGGUAGCCACGGAGAAGGCGGAGCUGUGCGAGGCCCGGCAAGGGGAGCUGAGCGGCAUGCUGAGCCAACUCAAGGGCUCCCUGGAGAAGCUCUUCCAGAGGAUUGGCUGCGACAACACCGAGAUCCAGGGCCAUCUGGGCGAGAGGGGCACCAUCUCCGACCUCAACCUCCCCAAGUACUUAGCCAUGAUAGAGAAGAGAACCAACGAGCUGCUGCUGCUGGAGGCGCAGCGGCGGGCGAAGUACGCCCCGAGGGCAGACGUCCCCGGGGGCUUCGUGAACCCCUUCUGGGGUGGCUCGGCACUGCUCAAGCCCCCCGAGCCCGUGAAGGUGACCCCCCCGGCGAUGGGCUUCGACCCCUUCAUAGAGAAGCUGGACGAAGUGGAUCGGCCGCUGGAGCACAGCGCGCUGCGGCAGCUGGUGCUGGAGAGUGGCUUCAGCAUGCGGGACAGCAGCAGCAGCCGCGAGGGCCGGCGGGACACGCGGGACCACGACAAGGCCAAGAAGGGGGGCCUCUGA